AUGACUAUUACCCUGAGCCUCAUCUUUACUUUCACCUUGACCCUGAUCCUAACUUUCACCGGGACCCGGAACUUCUUUCAGAUGUUUAUCCUCACUCUUGAUAUGACCCAUACAUGGAAUCUCACCCUGACUCUGACAGUGACCUUGAUCCUCAACCUGACCCUCACCCUGACCAUCGCCUUGACACUGAUCCUUAAAUCUACACUCACCGUCACUUGGCCCUAUAUCAGACCUUCUCUUCUCCCUCAUCCUAACACUAAUCCCUUCCCUGACCAUGACCCUCAAGCAUUUGCUGCCAUUGGAGAUUACAAUGAACACAUCAGUCUGGAUGUUAACUGUUCUAAGGAGUUAGCCACAGCCAUCCAUGGGGCCAUCAUCCUGGCCAUGUUUUCUGUUGUCCCCGUGUGGCGAGGCACCUGGGGGAACAAGACUGGCAAACCCCACACUGUCCCAUGCAAGGUGACCGGCCGCUGUGGCUCUGUGCUAGUUCCCCUCAUCCUCAUCCCCAGAGGCCCUGGCAUUAUCUCAGCCCCUAUGCCCAAGAAGCUGAUGCUGAUGGCUGGCAUUGAAGACUGCUACACCUCAGCCAGGAGCUCCAUUGCCACGCUGGGCAACUUCACCACGGUCACUUUUGGUGCCAUUCCCAAGACCUACAUCUAUCUCCCUCACCUCUGGAAAGAGACUGAGUUCACCAAGUCUCUCUAUCAGGAAUCCACCGACCGUCUUGUAAAGAUCUACACCACGGUCUCCAGGCAGGGGUACGGCCACCACCUAGUUUUAUACAAGAAAAAUGAAGUGAAUUAG
This is a messenger RNA of Neofelis nebulosa (Clouded leopard), 804 nucleotides long. Its product is annotated as small ribosomal subunit protein uS5-like. Gene Ontology annotation, biological process: translation. Gene Ontology annotation, molecular function: structural constituent of ribosome; RNA binding. Gene Ontology annotation, cellular component: ribosome; cytosolic small ribosomal subunit. The record is from RefSeq and is a predicted model, not a curated record. NCBI's taxonomy places the organism in Eukaryota, Metazoa, Chordata, Mammalia, Carnivora, Felidae.